Messenger RNA from Priceomyces carsonii, 252 nucleotides. RefSeq lists its product as uncharacterized. Gene Ontology annotation, biological process: anaphase-promoting complex-dependent catabolic process. Bases 1 to 252 code for a protein of 83 amino acids. The transcript has a single exon. The record is from RefSeq and is a predicted model, not a curated record. NCBI's taxonomy places the organism in Eukaryota, Fungi, Ascomycota, Pichiomycetes, Serinales, Debaryomycetaceae. Gene Ontology annotation, cellular component: anaphase-promoting complex.
AUGUUGCGAAGACCAGCAACAACAAUCAAGUUGACCCCGGAAGACAUUCUAGAAUAUGAUGACAGCUUAGAGAAGCAAAAGGAAGAAUCUAAAGAAUCGCAAGAGAAAAGUAACCUGAUAUUGCAAGAGCAAGUGAAUGAUUCAAAUCAUGACUUUAAGGACACCAAAGGCAUGCUUGGAACAAUUUUACCUCAAGCAGUUGGUCAAACCAGAGAUGAUAGAAUAGGUGUAAAUCGGAAUACUUCUAACUAA